Camellia sinensis is the source of this 1555-nucleotide messenger RNA. RefSeq names its product mitochondrial inner membrane protein OXA1. Gene Ontology annotation, cellular component: mitochondrial inner membrane. The record is from RefSeq and is a predicted model, not a curated record. Gene Ontology annotation, biological process: protein insertion into mitochondrial inner membrane from matrix. Gene Ontology annotation, molecular function: membrane insertase activity. Lineage: Eukaryota; Viridiplantae; Streptophyta; Magnoliopsida; Ericales; Theaceae.
UUGAAAUUCGAUAAUAAAAAAAAACGGAAAAAAAAGAAGCCCGGUCGAGGGCAAACGAACGAACGAUCUGAAGAGAGGGCAUCUCACUGGAACCUUAAACCCUUGCUUCCUCCUCCUGGAUCACCACACCCUCUCUCUCUCUGUCUCUCUCUCUCUAACCACUUAGGUUUCAGUUUUACGAUUCGUUUGCUAAUUUCUCUACCCUUCACAGCUGGGUCUUCGCAUCAAUGGCGUACAGGCGUAGUAUCUCAACAAGAUUCACCCUCCUCGCUCGAGAACGUUUCACCCCAUCAAUUCCACUCAUUCAUCGCGACGACAAUGAUCACAAAUCCCACCAAAAAGAUCGAAAUUUUAACACUCUCCAUCAACACCAAUCCUUCGGAAGCCGAAUCAACACUUUUGCAGGGUUUAAUACUUCAUUUCAAGACCAGAGAUGGUCUCAAUUCUCUAUUUCUCCGAUGCUGGGAUCGGUUUUGGGUAGGCACAUGUCCACGGCUGUCGGCGAAGGGGCUGACAAAAUUGAGUAUACGGCCGAUGUUGCCGAAGUGCUUGCCGAUAAAACUGCUGAGGUUGUGGCUUCUGCUGCCCCUGCUGCGAAUGAAGUUGCGAUUGCCGCUGCGGAUUCCGCUUUUCCUGUGGCAGCUUUGCAGUAUUUGAUCGACAAUGUUCAUUCGUUUACAGGAUUUGAAUGGUGGGCAUCCAUAGUUGUGACGACUCUUCUCAUUCGAGGGGCAACAAUUCCACUUUUGAUAAACCAGCUCACGUCUACUACAAAAUUGAGUCUUUUGAGGCCACAAUUGGAGGAGAUUAAGCAAGAGAUGCAAGAUAGGGGCAUGGAACCUAAAGCUGUGGCUGAAGGUCAGCAACGAAUGCAGGCACUAUUUAAGGAAUACGGUGUUACUCCAUUUACACCAUUAAAGGGUCUCCUUUUCCAAGGUCCUGUCUUCGUCAGUUUUUUCCUUGCUAUUUCAAACAUGGUAGAAAAAGUUCCUUCAUUCAAACAUGGUGGAGCAUACUGGUUUACAGAUUUGACAACUCCAGAUAGUAUGUAUAUCUUUCCAGUUUUGACAGCACUGUCAUUCUGGAUAACAGAGGAGUGCAACAUGCAAGAAGGUAUGGAAGGUAAUCCUGCUGCUAAAACCAUGAAAAAUGUUUCAAGGGUCUUUGCUAUUGUUACAGUUCCACUUACGAUGACUUUCCCGAAGGCUAUAUUUUGUUAUUGGAUAACUUCCAACCUGUUCUCGCUUACGUAUGGAUUAGGUGAGUCUUUCUGGUUCACAAUCAUUAUGAAAUGUUUCAAUAUUUUGCUACACUCAUACUAGCCUAGCAAAUAGGAAGAAAUAUGUUCAACAGUAAACCUGUGCUAGGAACACACAAGAUUUUCCCAUUCUGUGCUCCUGGGGUGGGUGGGCCUAGGAUCAAUUCUCGAUUAUUCAAAAAAAAAUAAUAAUAAUUGAGUUGUUGGCUAAUGUAAAUGUCAUAUAAAUCUUCUAUUUUUUUGUUUCCACUCUUGCAAUUCAUUGUAACUUGUUUAAUGAUAGUGGUAAUUCCAUAA